Saprolegnia diclina VS20 is the source of this 1716-nucleotide messenger RNA. RefSeq names its product GMP synthase (glutamine-hydrolysing). The coding region runs from base 16 to 1611 and encodes 531 amino acids. Gene Ontology annotation, biological process: GMP biosynthetic process. Gene Ontology annotation, cellular component: cytosol. The record is from RefSeq and is a predicted model, not a curated record. The transcript is spliced from 2 exons. Gene Ontology annotation, molecular function: GMP synthase activity; ATP binding; GMP synthase (glutamine-hydrolyzing) activity. Lineage: Eukaryota; Oomycota; Saprolegniomycetes; Saprolegniales; Saprolegniaceae.
UUUGCCAACUCAAAAAUGUCCGAAGUGACCCCCGUGACGAACCGCCCGCAGGUUGCGAUCUUGGACUUUGGGUCCCAGUACAGCCACUUGAUUGCUCGUCGCGUGCGCGAACUGCACGUCUUUUGCGAGCUCUACUCGUGCCUCGUGACGGUCGAAGAGCUCCGCAAGCACGAGCUCACGGGUAUCAUCCUCUCGGGCGGCCCCAACUCGGUCUACGAAGAGGGUGCGCCGCACGUCCGCCCCGAAGUGUGGAAGUUCAUUGAGGAGCUCAAGCUCCCCGUGCUCGGCAUCUGCUACGGCAUGCAGGAACUCGCGUACACGUUCGGCGGCGAAGUCUCGCGCGGUGUCCGCCGCGAGUACGGCAAGGCCAUGGUCAAGACGCACAAGGAGGCCGCCAACAACUCGCUCGGCUUCUUGAACGGCCUCACGGAGGAAGACUUCCAGGUGUGGAUGUCGCACGGCGACAAGCUCACCAAGACCCCGAUCGGCUUUGUUGACGUUGCGUACACGGCCAACUCGGAGCACGCUGCGAUCGCCAACAUCGAGAAGAAGUACUUUGGCAUCCAGUUCCACCCUGAGGUCACGCACUCGCCGCUCGGCAAGAAGCUCCUCAGCAACUUCGUCGUCGACAUCUGCAAGUCGCCCACGGACUGGGACAUGCGCAACAUCGCCGAAGUCUUCAUCCAGGAGGUCCGUGAAAAGGUCGGCCCCCACGGCCACGUCAUCGGUGCCGUCAGCGGUGGCGUCGACUCGUCUGUCGCGGCUGCCUUGUUGCACCGCGCGAUUGGCGACCGCUUCCACGCCGUUCUCAUUGACAACGGUCUCCUUCGCCUCGGCGAGGCUGAAGAGGUCGUGGACCGCCUCCAGCGCCACUUGGGCAUCAACUUGCACUGCAUCAACGCCGAGGACCGCUUCCUCGCCGCGCUCAAGGGCAUCGACGAGCCUGAGACGAAGCGCAAGCGCAUCGGCAACCUCUUCAUCGACCUCUUCCAGGAAGAAGCCGCGCGCAUCAACCACCCGGUGGACUACCUCCUCCAGGGCACGCUCUACCCGGAUGUGAUCGAGUCAAUCUCGUACAAGGGCCCGUCAGCGACCAUCAAGACGCACCACAACGUCGGCGGUCUUCCGGACACGAUGCACCUCAAGCUCAUUGAGCCGCUCCGCGAGCUCUUCAAGGACGAAGUCCGCGAGCUCGGUAUGGUCCUCGGCAUUGAGGAAGAGAGCGUGUGGCGCCACCCGUUCCCGGGUCCGGGCCUCGCCAUCCGCGUCCUCGGCGAAGUGACCAAGGAAGGUCUCGAUAUUGUGCGCCAGGCCGAUGCCAUCUUCCUCGAAGAGCUCCGCAAGCACGGCCACUACCGCUCGACGGGCCAGGCGUUCUGCGUCCUCCUUCCCGUCAAGUCGGUCGGCGUCAUGGGCGAUGGCCGCACGUACGAAAAGGUCAUUGCGAUCCGCGCCGUGAGCACGUCGGACUUUAUGACGGCCGACUGGUACCACAUGCCCCACGACCUCCUCGCCAUCAUGUCGAGCCGCAUCAUCAACGAAGUGCGUGGCGUCAACCGCGUCGUCUACGACAUCUCGUCCAAGCCGCCGGCCACGAUCGAGUGGGAAUAAAUCCUCUUACCUUAGACACGAUCGUUAUCUUCAGCAUGAUUGAUUCUUUGACCUAUUGUAUCCUAUAAACCUCAAAACUCAAUUUCCAUUCAUGCAUGCUGCCCA